This is a messenger RNA of Ustilago hordei, 576 nucleotides long. RefSeq lists its product as uncharacterized. The transcript has 2 exons. Bases 1 to 576 code for a protein of 191 amino acids. NCBI's taxonomy places the organism in Eukaryota, Fungi, Basidiomycota, Ustilaginomycetes, Ustilaginales, Ustilaginaceae. The record is from RefSeq and is a predicted model, not a curated record.
AUGCUCGCACUCAAGUCACAACUCAUUGGCGCCGCUCUCGUGCUGGCAUUCUGUGCUGAAAAAACCUAUGCAGGAGAGUAUGCGUAUUGCAACAAGUACAUUUGCUCACCCAGCCCGAAGCUACCGCCACGUAAAGACGACUACAAGAAUCUUUGUGAAGCCCCGACUGACCCUCAUAAAGACUUUGCCAAGUGGCCUUGCUUCACCUUCUGGAACGGAGAUUUGUUUGAGGUGAACGCCGAUACGCCUGCUUCAGACAAAGGUCCCGACGACUUCUUCGUCGUCAAAGAUGAUACCAAGAAAGACUUUACGACUGUCGACCCCACCAAGGGCUUCAAAUUGAAGUGGUUCCAAAACACCCUUCAGAUGGAAUAUUCCAACUUCGACCAGGAGAAGGGCUGCUUCAAUAUCACGCUGAAACACUAUGGUUCCAAUAAACUCCGUAUCUGGGUCUCUGACGAGAACAGCAAAGGUCGAGACAUAGACACCUGGAAGCAGAAGGAGACGUCCAAGACCUUUUGCACAAAGUGGGUUCACAUCCAUGUCGGGCACGAUGGUCAUUAUAAAUGGUGGUAA